Molecule: messenger RNA, 13328 nt
Organism: Pelobates cultripes (western spadefoot toad)
Lineage: Eukaryota; Metazoa; Chordata; Amphibia; Anura; Pelobatidae
Source: the annotation of a GenBank genome assembly
AUGAAGCUCCAGCGCGUACAGCUGAAGUGUAAGGAUCUACAUGAAUUUCUCCAAGAGCUGAGCCCUGGAGUACUUGAUCGAUUGUACAAUCAUCCUGCAACAUGUUUGGCCGUUUUUAGGUAUAUGCAGUUAUUCAAUAUCUGUAUAUUACUGCCUUUCUAUGUACGCUCCUUAUUUGCGUAGCGGUAUCCAAUAUUUUUACUUUGUAUGCAGUGCUUCCAGCUCUAUUAUAGUGCACUUCUUCCUACCCACGUCAUGGGUUCUAUGAUUAGACCCUGUGCUCUCAAUGUAUUGUCUUAUAAAGCUUGGUGUGGCACUCUUGCAUGUAUACGUAUAAGCUAUAAUAAUUAUUACCAUCACCAAAUUAUUUUGAUUAAUGUUUAUGUACAUGACGACAGGUAAUUCUUAUGCAGACAUAGGUGUAUUCUUCUCAAUGAGAUGGUCUGAAUGCGGUGGCCCUGUAAUUUGUGUCCUGCAAUGUAAACAAAUUGUAAUUUUGGACACAUCUCUAAUGGUUGUCUUCCCGACAACCAAUAGAUGGUGCUUCCCCUGCGAGAACAGUCAGACUCAUUAAAUGCAUGCAAACAUUUAUAGUGCUCUGAUGCUUCUCAUAGAGAAGCAUUGGAUUCAGUGUGAUUGCAGGAGCCCAGUUCUUAGUGCGCAUGCACUUCUUAUACACAAUGCUUCUCUACGAGAAGAUGAUGAUUCAGGAGCCAAGAUGAUGAAAGGAUUGUGACUCGGCACAGGUAAGUAAAAAUAAUGUUGCCAUUUUUGCAGGGGCGACAGAUCUCAGUAAUGGCAGUGAAUUUAUAGUCUCUUUAAACGAUCUAGGUGCUAUAUGUAUUCACAAGGAAUGUAUGACUGUUGUUAUUAAACACAUUUGCUUCUUUUAGAGAUUUAACAUGCAUUUAAUAUUAAUGACUCAACGUUUUUUAAAUUUGUAGGGAGCUCCCAGGCCUUGCUAAGAAUUAUGUAAUGCGUAUGUUAUUUCUGGAACAACCCUUACCACAAGCUGCUGUCGCAUUGUGGGUGAAAAAGGAAAAUUUUAAGUAAGUUAUACUUACAAAUCCAUAAUGUCAAUGUGUGUGCAGUUUCAGAAUGUAUUAUUGUUAGAAACAGAAUCUAUUUUUUUCCUUCUUUUCAUGUAAUAUCAAUCUUGUAUUUAUUAGUUACUGCGUGAUUGCAGUGUGGAACAUCAGUUUUCCUUCAUUCACAUUCUUUUCAAAGUGUUCAAGUGAGACAUGCUGCCCCUAUCAGAAAUAUCUGUUCAUGGUGUCUGUCUAGAGCAUUUGAACUAAGGGAUUAUAUUUGGUGUAUAUCUCCAUUAAAAUAAAGUUUUCUUAAACAUCCUUUUAAAAUUGACAUACAUGAUGAUUUUCGUGAAAACCAUAGUAGUCUGUAUUUAUUGAAAGUCUUUAGAUGUUUUAUUUAGUUUCAUUUUCUGGUUAAUGGCAUUAAUACUGGAUGGAUUUUACACAUAGGUUUUGGGGAUGUUUAAUGGUGUUCAAUCAACUUUGUUGCUUUGUUUUUUCUUAUUGUUUCAUUAAAAAAAUAUGCACCCUUGAUAUCUUGUAAUAUUCAAUAUACUUUUACUCAGUAGUUGAAAACACAAAAUAAUUGUAAAACCUCUUGAGGAAAAACGUACACAUACUUCUAUUAGUUUUCUCUCUUUCACACUGCUGCUAACUUACAUGCAGGCAUGUUUGUGAGUCAAUGCUCUAUUAUUAUGAGAAGUUACUGAACAUGCAUUGCUUUGCUUUAUAAAUUACUAGGAAGUAAAAAGAAAAUGUAGUAUUUGUUUCCUUCCAUUCCAUUUUUUUUUUUCCUUCUAAUUAGGGAACAUGAGGAAAAUACACAAGUUCUAUCUGGGCUGAGAUUAUGGCAUACACAGCAACUACCUGGUGGACUGCAAGGGUUAAUCUUAAAUCCAAUUUUCAGAGAAAAUCUUAAAAUUGCUCUUUUGGGUGGGUAAGUAGUAGAACUGCACUAACUCCUCCCUGGUGUCGAGAGUCAGGAGAAGUAAAAUUGUAUAAUACUAAUGAUGCAUGAUAUUGCUGCCAACACACAUUUCAACUCACUUCUGCAGGCAGAUGGCAAUUUUGGUCUGGUGUAGAGGGCAAAUGCAAAACAAAUCACUACAUAAGCUAUUUGUGUACGGGUUCAAUGGGUUUCUGUGCUUGCAUUUACAUAGCAGUGUUUUUUUGUUUUGUCAGAGGCAAAGCUUGGGCUGAUGACGGAAGCCUGCUGGGACCAGAUAAACAUGGGAAGGAUGUACUUUCUUUGGAUAAAUAUGCAGAGGAGAGAUGGGAGGUAAAGUAUGCAUCAUAAGAAAUUUAAAAUGUAAAGAAUUACUUUUAAAACUAUUUAACACGGUGUGUAGUGGGAGUAAUGGAUUUAUACUUUCAUGUUAAAAUAAAUGAAAUAUAAAACCUGGUGAUUUAUUUCCAAGGACACUUUAAGCCCCAUAAGUGCAAGUAGUCUUUGGGUGUAGUCCAUCUGUAGGUGUUACAACAUUUAGUUUUAAGAAGGAGAAAAUCUAGACUUUUACUGGCUUGUUUUUUGAAAAAUUUGUUGUUUUGUUUUUCAUCUGAUUAGUUUUGUUUCUAUAAAAGGUAAUUUUACAUUUUAUGGUUGGAUCACCAAGUGCUGCUGUUAGCCAAGACUUGGCUCAACUUCUAAUACAAGCUGGUCUCAUGAAAAGGUAAUGGCUAUGAUACAUUUAAGUAAAACAUAUUUAAAAGCUGCUCAGAGGCAGAAAAAGUAUGUAUGUAUGUGGAAUAUAUGCAUACAAUGUUAAAGGGCACCGAUAUAACUUUAGCUUAAUGAAGCAGUUAUGGUGUAUAUAUCAUGCCCAUGCUGUCUCACUGCUGAAAUCUUUGCCUUUUAGGAGUUAAAUCGAUUUUGUUUAUACAGCCCCAGCCACACCUCCCUGUAUGUUACUCACACAGCCUUCGUAAACACUUCCUGUAAAUCGUGAUCUAAUGCUUAAACUUUUUUGCACUUUGUUUAUGUUAGAAUUUCUUAUCUCCUGCUUUAAUGGCCUGCUAAAGCCUGCAGUAGCCUCCUGUGUGUGUGCUUACAUGUUAAUUUACAGAGUUGAGUAAAGUUAAAGGGACACUAUAGUCACCAGAACAACUACAGCUUGUUGUAUUUGUUCUGGUGAGUAUAAUCAUUCAAUUCAGGCCUUUUGCAGUAAACACUGUUUUUUUUUUUUGUUUGUUUUUUUUCUGAGAAAAGGCAGGGUUUACAUUGCAACAUAGGAAUACCUCCACUAGCCACUCCUCAGGUAGCUACUAGAGGUGCUUCCUAAGGCUGUGCUGCGACAUUCAAUGUCUCCACCCUCUGCAUGGACACACUGAACUUUCCUCAUACAGAUGCAUUGAUUCAAUACAUCUCUAUGAGGAGAUGCUGAUUGGCCAGGGCUGUGUUUGGAUAGUGCUGGCUCUGCUCCUGAUCUGCCUACUUGGCAAUCUUUGCCAAUCCAAUGCUUUCCUAUGGGAAAACAUUGUGAUUGGUUUUGAAUAACACUUCUGAUGUUGUCAGCCAAACAGGCAGAUCAGGGGCAGAGCCAGCAACAGCAGACUGGAGUAAAUUUAAGAUUACUAUAUUUAGGGGAGUCGGGGGGCUAGAUCGUGUUUUUAACACUAUAGGGUCAGGAAUACAUGUUUGUCUUUGUGACACUAUAUUGUUCCUUUUGUUAAGAUCUGAUUGAAAAUCAAACCAUAUUUUUGCAUGCAUGCUGUGUGAGCUACAGCCAGAGGAGGUGUGGCUAAGGCUACAUAAACAAAAGGGAUUUAACUCCUAAAUGACAGAUAACUGAGCGGUGAGACUGCAGAUGCAAGAUCUAUACACUAAUUUGCAAAGAUAGUUGUAGGAACCGCACUCAAUCCCAAUCUUUGUCAAGCUGACAAAGACCUCUGUGAAGGUCGAAACGUUGCUGCUCUUUUUGCUCCAAUAAAUUCUGCUUGCAGCUUUCACACUUGAGUGCCUGGAAACUUCUUUUUUGUAUUUGAUCUAUACACUAAAACUGCUUCAGUAACCUAAAGUUGUCUUAACGCCUAUAGUAUCCCUUUCGUUCAUAUUAAUAAAACAUUCAUUUAGCAAAGAGAUUCAAUAGAAACAUGGCAUGAAAAGAUAACCUAGAUAAAUGUAGUAGUACACUAAGAUAAGUAUCUUUGGUUUUUUGUUUUGCCGUUUUCUUUUAAAUCUCACUUGCUGUUUCAUAUUGUUGCACUGCAAAUUUCCUAAUGUGCUUGUGGGGUUUUUUUUUUUGGCUUUUUUUUUUUUUUUUAGUGAAUCUGGAGAAGCACCUUGCAUUUCAUCAGCCGGAUUUCAGUUUUUACUUUUAGAUACUGCAUCCCAGCUAUGGUACUUCAUGCUUCAGUACCUGAAAUCAGCAGAGGUGAGUGAUGUUUAUUGGGAUCACUGCAGGCUCUAUAACCAAUUCAUCUCCAUUGGUUAUAGUGCCUGGUCCCCUAAAACUGUUACCCUAUGUGAAUGAGGGUCCCAGGUAUCCUAUACCGCAACUCCCACUGGAGAUAUGGCUAAGACAGAGAUAUAGCCAUACCAGUUAAUACCUGAAUGGCGCUCUGAUGGUCUGAAUGCAGUCAGCUGACACCCAAUUACUGCUGCUCAGGCUAAUGCUUCCUGAUUAAUACAAGCAGCACAGAGAGGAUGGGUUGCCAGGUAUUCAUUUUUAGCGUUUAAAACAUUAAAAAAAAAUACUGAAUGUAAGGACAGUGCCUGAGUUAUUUAGACAUUAUAACCAAUUCAAUGAGAUUAAGGAGUUAUGGUGCCUAAAGUGUCUAAAAAAAACAAAAAAAACAAUAAGCAUUACAGAAUGCCGUAGUGGUUACAGUGUCAAGAGUGCUCUGGUUCUCUCCCCACCAAUAUAAGUAGCCAAACUGUUUACCUGGGGUCUGCCAUAUACCACUCCCCACACACUCUCACCCAGAAGAGAGUUGAAGGCCAGUUCAUUGGCUGAGAGUGUCAGCUGAUUGCUCUCAUCUAAUGAGCUAAGAUUUGCAUAAUGUAUGCAUGUUCAGGUGACUCAGCCCUUUUUGUUUCCAAAAGUCAAAGCAUUACUUACAAGAUUAUUUAUAUAGUGUCGUCAAGAUUUAUAGCGCUGUACAAUGGGUAGACUAACAAACAUGUAAUUGUAACUAGACAAGUUGGACACACCGUAACAGAGGGGUUGAGGCCCCUGCUCAAAAAACUUACAUACUAGUGCAGGAGUGCCCAAAAGGUAGAUCACCAGAUUUUUUUGUAUUUUUUUUUUUUAACUACAGCUUCCAUGGUGCUUUGUCAUUCUAAAGGCAUGCAAAGCAUAAAGGGAGUUGUAGUUCUAGAACAUCUGGGCAUCUACCUUGUGGGCACCCAUGUGCUAGAGGGAAUGGGUUAAAGUGACACAAAAGGUAGGGGUAAAAAAGUAUUCACUGAAGACUUUGUGGUUUUUUUUUCGUUGUCUUUUCCCCAUGUACUGGUUUAUGGUGCUUAAAAUGUUCCUUUGAAGGGCAAUUCCAGCCAUGUUAAAUUAAAUAAUUUAUUGAAUUUAGAAUGCCCUAUUGGGGUAUUUCUAAUUAGUUCUGGAACUGGAAAUCUUAAACUUACCUGGAAUCGUUUCCAGGCCUUAUAUUGUCAAUUAAUGCAAAUUAUUUCACAUAUGCUUGUUAAUUUCAAAUGCACGUUAUUUGGAGAAAAAUAUAUAUGUAUUGCUACUUCCUUAAUGGAAAAAGUUACUACUGCUGGUGUCUUGACUUGAAUGAAACCAGCCCCUUGAUCGACAAAAUGUUUGGCUUCAAGGAGCUGAGAAGUCUUCUUUAUAUGGUUUUAUAGUCUUUAAAGAUACUAUAAAUCAAAAUAUCUUUCAAGAGCCAUGGUUUACAGCCAGGAGAGUUGUGACUAGGACUUCAUAAACAAAGUGAUUUAACUCUUAAACUGUAGAGAAUUGAACAAUGAGACUGUAGUAACAAGAUCUGUACACCGAAACUGGUUCUUUAAGUUUUGGUAUUCAGAGUAUGCGUUUAUGAAAUAUCAGAGAUUUAUUGGUUUUGGAAAUAAUGGAUACUGCAAAUGACUGGUUAUUCAUUGUUACGUAUGUUUACUUUUGUCACACAUCUCAAUUAUGCAUUAAAGAAAGGGAUGGGGUGGGGGUUCAAUGUAUUUUCAUGUGACUUUCUGUUUUAGAUUAUAAUGUCUAGAUGCUUUUUAUUUUUUUAUUCUGUAGAGUCGUGGGAUGAAUUUGGUGGAAAUACUCUCCUUCAUGUUCCAGCUAAGCUUUUCAACAUUGGGAAAGGUGAAUUGACAGCAGCCACACCUGAGUUGUGAUUUGCAAAACAUCUGAAUGCGUGGAAAAUAAAAGCAUGCUUUACAAUGGGGCUGUCUGUGUAAGACCAAUAAUCAAGACCUAUUACAGCCUGGCUUGUGUUGUGAUUAAGGGGAUUUUAUUUUAAGGGCAUAUUUGUUGAUGAAUGUUUGUGAUGCAAAUUUGAUGUACACUGAUCAGCCACAAUAUUAAAACCAGUGGCAGGUGAAGUAAAUAACAUUGAUUAUAUCAUUACAAUGGUAUCUGUCAAGUGGUGAAAUACAUUGGGCACAAGUAAACAGUCAGUACUUGAAUUUCUUGUGUUCAAAGCAGAACAAUUAGGCAGGCGAAAAGAUCAGAGUGACAAGGGCAAAAAAGGGAUGGUUAGACGACUGUGUCAGACCAUCUCCAAAUCGUUAUGUCUUGUAGGAUGUUCCCGGGAUGCACUGCUAAGUACCUACCAAAAGUGGUGCAAGGAAGGACAAGUGAAUCAGGGUCAUCAGUUCCCUAGGCUCAAUGAACCAUGUGGAGAGCAUUGGCUACUCCAUCUGGUCCAAUCACACAAAAGAGCUACUGUCACUUAGAUUCCUGAAAAACUUAAUGCUGGCCAUAUAUUGAAGUUUGCUGCAUAUGGGGCUGCAGACCAGUUAGUGUGCCCAUGAUGACCCCUGUCCACUGCCAAAACACCUUUUAGGGAUACAAGCACAUUUUCUUUUAGAUUAAAUGGAUUGGCGGGGUGCUUGUGCAACGUUUAUAUUGGGAAGAGAUGGCAACAACAGUUCCGACUUUUGGAGGCCAGUUAAUAUCUUGGUGCCAGUUUCCACAGGACACAUUCAGAGGUCUUGUGUAGUGCAUGCCUCGAUGCAUCAGAGCUGUCUUGGCAGCCCGAGAGGGACCUACACAAUAUUAGGCAGGUGGUUUUAAUGUUGCUGAUCAGUCUAUAUAUUGUAGAAAAUAAUCCAUCAAACCUUAAAUAAUUCCUUUUUAUACUGUCUAUUUCACAAGGAUUAUUCUGUUGAAGGCAUGAGUGAUUCCUUACUGACUUUUCUACAGCACCUUCGGGAAUUCGGGCUGGUUUUUCAGAGAAAGGUGAGUAGUCAUGGUAUUGUAACAGUAUAAUGAAAUGUUACUUUGUAGUGGUUAUCUUAUUGCAUUAUGUAAUAUAUUCCUAUUAGAAGAGUAGUGCUAAAUGCAUGAUGCAGGUAGUUGACAAAAUGGAAAACAAAACCAUAUACAUACUUUGUAAUAAUACAUGACUAUUCAAAACUUCUACAACUUCCUGCUGGCAUCAUCGCUACUGGUAAAGUAUGGAAUUCCAAAUGAUAUGGGGAAUAUUGAAAAUGCAUUCAUUUCUGUAUAGAGUGGACAUAUGCAUUUCUCUUAUUAAAUUGGAAAGAUAGCUUACAUUCAUAACUGCUGAUUUUACAAAUCUUAAAGGGACACUGCCUAAGAAAAAAGGGGAAAAAUACUUAGUGGAUAUGCCUUCAAUUAAAACAUGUAUGUAUUAUGUUCAUUGGGUAUAUGUCUAAAUACAGUUUGCAUAUCUUUUGUAUGCAGCCUUUGCGAGCCCAUCCCUUGCCCCACAACCCAUUUUCUUUGGCCAAAGACUUCUUAAUGCAGCUCAAUAAAGAGAUCUUUGCAAGUCAGGAUCUCUGGACAGUUGCCUUCCUCUUGAGUUUAGCUCCAGUGAGCUAACCAGCCAUUAAGUAUAAGAGAACGGUUGUCUUACAGCCAGGGAAUGUAACAAAGUGUAUUAAUAAAAGUGCCAAUUUCUUUUGUAAAAUGAAAAAAGAAGACUCACACAGUUAGCUACGGUUCCAGAGUGUUAAUCUAAGGCUAUGUAUUGUAUUAACAUUUUUAUGUUUACUUCCUCAACAUUGUCCAUAACUCUCACUAGUCACAAUAUUUACUAGUUAGUAUUUUAUGCACAUUGCUGAGAGUUGGAAUACUAGGCAGCAUGGACCUAUUCGAAUUACAGAUUUCGUUUUUAUAUAUAUAUAUAUAUAUAUAUAUAUACAUAUAUAUGUGUGUGUAUGUGUAUGUAUGUAUGUGUAUAUAUAUAUAUAUAUAUAUAUAUAUAUGUAUAUAUAUAUAAUAUAUAAUAUAUAUGUAUAUAUAUGUAUAUGUAUAUAUAUGUAUGUAUAUAUAUAUAUGUGUGUGUGUGUGUGUAUAUAUAUAUAUAUGUGUGUGUGUGUGUGUGUGUGUGUGUGUGUGUGUGUGUGUGUGUGUGUAUAUAUAUAUAUAUAUAUAUAUAUAUAUGUAUGUAUGUAAAUUAAGUUAUAUGUGUAACACUGCUAUAUAGGUUAUAUAAACUUAUAGGGCUUUCAUUUGAACAUUUCAUACUCCUGUGUAACUUCCGUUUAUCAAAAAGAAGGGGACAAACUUGUGAUUUCCAAUUCUGUUCCAAAGAGGGGAAAGAUCAUUUUGACUCCUAAACAGUAGUCAAUAUUAGUUUGUUGUUUGUUUUUUCAUUUGGAUUGCUAAAAUAUUUAAAGAGAUAUAAUUUUUUUUUUCUUCUCAAAUGACACUUUAGGGGGCCUUGGGUAGACUCUAAAUGUCUAACAUUUAAAAGGUAGAAAAAAAGUUUUUCUACAUUUACCAAGAGAAGCAGGUGUUGUUAACCCUGUAUUACCCUAUCAUAGUGGUAGAAUUGUAUUUAAAAAGAGGAUGUAACCUAUUACUAAUUUGUGACAGUGGGCAGCUGAUUUUCAGAUAUGUUAUGCAAAUGCCUCGGCUUAAUGCAUCCUGUCUUUAUUUGUAGAGAAAAUCUCGCCGUUACUAUCCCACACGUCUGGCUAUAAACCUUGCAUCAGGGGUAUCUGGUACCUCGGUGGAUAGCCAUAAACAAGGCUUUAUUGUUGUGGAAACAAAUUACAGGAUAUAUGCGUAUACAGGUUAGUAACGAGGAUUGCUUUCCAAAAUAAACACUACGUGACUGACAUAUUUGUAGUUAAACAAGAAGGCAUUCAAACAUUGUUUUUAAGAUGGUGUUCAAAUCCUAUAACAAGUAUUCAUCACUUUUUUGUUAGCCUUACAUUGAAGUGCAUAUCAAGGACUCACAAUUGGUAAAUUAAAUCUCAGUACUAGUGAGCAUGCAGCGCACCCUCCAUGAAACACAAGCUCUGAAUAACAUUUCACAUAUCGGAUGUGAGCUUAAAGCGGCACUGUCAUGGCCGAAUUCCGGGGUUUUUUUUUGUUUGUUUUUUAAUCACUCUCCCAACUACACUACAUCUAAUUGACCCCCUAGUCAUCCCCUAAGCCUCCCAUAUUACCUAUUUUUUAAUCUUUAUUUUCUGCCUGGACAUAGAUCAUGGGCACCGCCAUCUUUGUGUGGGUAGAUGAAGUCCCUGUGGGACAUGUCAUCUGCCCACUCUAGAUAUCGCUGUGAAAUUCCCGCGCAUGCCCAGUUAAACACUUGGGCACUCGAACAGGAAUUUCAUCUAUUCAUUCAUUCGUCAGAAAGAUGAAUGAAUGAAUAGAAAUGUCAGACGAACAAACAAACUCAGAGUAUCGGUGUUCGUUCAGUUUAUUACAAGGAGGGACCUACUAGCGCGCAGCUCCCUCCUUCUAAAAUGUAAAGAUAGAAGCAGUAGCUCCCUGAGUGGCGAGUUGGGCCCUAAAGGAUAAUGAGAGGGAGGAGGGGGGCCCAUUGUCCUCCCCCCGCCCCCGCCACUCCCACCCCAUAAAUAACAAUAAGCGGGGGACCUAAGGUAAGUUCGGCAUAACAGUGCCGCUUUAACUGGACCACUGCAUAUUUGCACAAUAGGGAAGCACCUACAGAAUAAUACGCCUCCCCUCUCUUGUGUCUUUACCCAUUUGCCUAGCAGUCUGCGUAACCGUGUUGUUUUUUCUGCUAUUGAAGUUGCCCAAGGACUUCAUAAGCAUUGGAUGGUUUAAAAAGCAGAUUACUAACAUGUAGAUAAAUAUCCCUGGUUCACAAGCAAACCACAUUCCUGGAUGAUCAUAUGCAAGUGUUAAUCGUAGUAAAUGUAGGGACCAAUACAGAAUAAUGUUUCCUUUACUUGAGUUUAACACUUAGAAAAAUGUACGUCAUUUUCUUAAGCUUGAGAAACACCUAUUCGGUCGAAAUAUUGGUUAAAAUAAAAUUGCGUGCUUUAACCUUGGAGUGCCUAAACCUUUUUCUGUUGUUCAUAUAAAGUACACACAGAGUCAUAAUACCCCGUCACUGGACUCUAAAACAGUUUGUUAAAUUGGAGCAGUUAUGCAUUUACAGUUUACUUGGUGUCAUAGGUAUACAGUGUAUAAUUUUAUUGAAAGUUAUGUGCUUUAGUAUAAUAAUGGUCAUCCCUGUGUGAACUCUGAUUUCUUAAAAUGUCCUCAGAUUCAGAACUGCAGAUCGCCCUAAUUGCUCUCUUCUCAGAGAUGCUUUAUCGUUUUCCAAACCUCGUGGUAGCACAGGUGACUCGUGAGAGUGUUCAACAAGCUAUCGGAAAUGGCAUCACUGCUGAGCAGGUAAAUGAGAUAAAACACACACGAUGUUAUGUAUAAAAGCUGUAUGUUCUCUUUGUAGGCUGUUUGUCUAAUUCUUUUCCUAUUUUUUUCCCUUUUAUGUACGAAAAUGUUCUUAAAGGGACAUUAUGGUCACAAGAAAAACUACAGUUUAAUGUAGUUGUUCUGGUGAGUAUAGUCCAUCCUUGCAUGCUUUUUGCCGUUAACACUGUCUUUUCAGAAAAAAAGGCAGUGUUUACAUUACAGCCUAGGGACACCUCCAGUGACACCUCCUCAGAUGGCUACUAGAGGUGCUUCCUAGGGCUCUGCUGCACUGAAAUGCACUGAAAUUCAGUGUCUUCAGCCUCCGCAUGGAGAUACUGAACUUUCCUCAUAGAGAUGCAUUGAUUCAAUACAACUCUAUUAGAAGAUGCUGAUUGGCAAGAGUGGGGUUUGGCUCUGUCCCCUAGCCCACCUCCUUGGGUGCGAUCAUCAGAAUUGACAAUCCCAGCCAAUCCAAUUCUUUCCUAUUACUUCUGAUGAUGUCGGUCAAGAAGGCAGAUCAGGGGCAGAGCCAACACCAACAGACUGGAAUUAAGGUAAGAUUGUACUAUAUUAAGGAAUACAUGGUUGUGUUCCUGUCCCUAUAAUGUUCCUUUAACUACACCUCUUCCAAUAUUUUAUUUUCUUGUUUUUUGGGGGGUUUGUUUUUCACACAUUUGUCGCUUAAGGUGUAUCAAAAGAGGUAUAAAAGUGCGUCAACAACAUUUUCCACCCCUGAUUUUCUUUGUCAGAUAAGCCGUUUUCACUAACUCCUUUUGUUCAGUGAAUAAAAUAACCCUUCACAUUGUAAUAAUAAUCUAUCUUAAUUUGUGAAUGUAAUCAAUCGUAACAUAAAGUGUGAAAAAAAACAGAGGAAUAAAGUGUCAGACCAAUUAUUUUGGCGUGUAACAGGUAGAAAAAAUGUAGAAAAAUUAUAUAUAAGUAUAUAAAGGUAUAAAUUAAUUUGAACGAAAUUUCGAACCGACCUAAAAGUACCAAAAUGUCGUCCUAGCAUGAAUGAACAAACUGUUCUCAUUCUGUUGAGCCGAAAUUCGGUAGUUUCGCCAGCAUCCUAUCUAAAUGACAGGACGUUCGGGAAUAGUUCAUGGAGGCAUCGCAAGAUCACGGAAGAAUGGGUUAGUAUUUUGGGAAAAUUUCUAUGACCCACUUAAGCUGGUCAAGUGUAGGAAAAAUACAUAAGACAAAGUAGUCCCUACUUUGUCUUCUGUUUUAAAGAAAACUAGAUCAGAUGGUAAAAAAGAUCAGAUUCCGAGUAAGGGAGAGAAGAGUUAUUGAUUGGGGAAAGGUAAGUUCGGCAUCACAGUGCCGCUUUAAGUAAUGAGAGGUAGAUUUUACCUAUCUUGUCCAGUAUAAAAUGACAACUGGUUAACCAAUUGCAAGCUAUAGUAGAAUUGAUUUGUUGUGCAAAUUAAGACACUCUAUGCUCUAUGUUGUAUGAUGCACAGAUAUCCUGUUGUUUGUGUUUUUGCACACAGUUGCUUAUAACUGAACUAAUUUGUGAAAUUUGCUGCUGCUAGAACCGUGUCCCUUUCUGUCUCUGACAUCAAAAAAGGAAUAUAUGCUUACUUAUUUUGCCAUCCUAAUUUUCCAUUCACUGUGAGGGAAUAUGUAACAAGUUCCUCACAGUGCUCUCCCAUUUUAUUCAGUGAUUUCAUUCAUUCUGUAUGUAUGAACUUGCUGUUGGGGAUUAAGCUGCAUAGAGACUCGUGGCCUUCCUAAAGUAAGAGGGCGCCUUUGUUUACUGCAGUUUCACCAAUUCGAAUUCUUUCCUUUUUUUUUUUUCAUAUUUUUCUCCCUGUUAAACUUUAGUUUUUCUUAAAAUGGAUUACAUGAAUUUUUAAAUAUUAGAUAAUUUCACCCCAUUAGUGACAGCAACGUACACUAAGUAAUCUAAGUUUUGCUAUCUUUGUUUUUAUUUGUUUCAUACAGGUAAUCCAUUUUUUGAGGACGCGAGCUCAUUCUGUGAUGUUAAGUCAGGUGAGAUAUAAGUUUCUGUCAAGAACACAUUCACAAUGUAUUGCACCAUCAUUUUUAUUUUUUAUUUUUCUAACAUUUCACGAACAUGAACAUUCUGAUGUAUUUUCAUGUUGGAAUUGUCUUCUUACAGACUCCAGUACUUCCCCCAACAAUCACGGACCAGAUUCGUCUUUGGGAACUUGAGAGAGAUCGUCUUCGUUUCUCUGAAGGUACAAUAGAAAAAUGAUGGUCCCAAAUAGCUGACUCAAUAAUGCAUAUGUUUUGUUUUUUGCUUGCUUUCUUUAUUGCAUAAUAAUUCUCUAGGCCCAUAUUUAAAAUAGGCUGCUCUUCUAAUGAUCCAAUUAUGUUUCUUCUUUUCUUAGGUGUCCUGUACAAUCAGUUCCUGUCCCAGGUGGACUUUGAGCUUCUGAGAAACUACGCUCGGGACCUUGGUGUACUAGUCUUUGAAAAUCCUGCCAGACGUGUAAUGGUUGUAACACCAGCUGGCCACUCAGAUGUCAAACGCUUCUGGAAGCGUCAGAAGCAUAGCUCUUGA